Musa acuminata AAA Group (dessert banana) is the source of this 788-nucleotide messenger RNA. RefSeq lists its product as uncharacterized. The coding region runs from base 108 to 650 and encodes 180 amino acids. The record is from RefSeq and is a predicted model, not a curated record. The transcript has a single exon. Lineage: Eukaryota; Viridiplantae; Streptophyta; Magnoliopsida; Zingiberales; Musaceae.
CACCGUGAGAUAUAAUUCUUAUAUCCCUCUCCUCCUCUCCCUGUCCGACGCAGCCUGUCCUCGAUGGUAUCUUGGUUGGCAUCUCCUUCACUUGAGAAGGGAAGGUGAUGGUAUAUACGAUAACCUUCCUUCUCUUCCCUUCCGAUCCCAGACACUAUAAGCAGGAGCCUGCCAUGGAGAUCUGCAGCUCGUGCGACGCGGCGGCCGUGGUGGCGGCGGCCUCCUCCCCCACCGCCAAGCUGGUCCUGCAGGACGGCAAGCUGCAGCAGUUCUUGCGGCCCGUGAAGGCAUCGCAUGUGCUCCGGAAGGACCCGGCCUGCUUCGUCUGCAACGCCGACGUCAUGGAGUUCGACGACUUCGUCUCCCCUGUCCAUGCCGACGACGAUCGACAGCCCGGGCAGCUCUACUUCCUCCUCCCCGUCUCCAUGCUGCGGCGGCCGCUCCACGCGGAGGAGAUGGUCGCGCCAGUCACGAAAGCCAGAGCGGCUCUCAUGGUCUCCGGCGGUUUCCACUUCCCCGAUGCUUCAGCCGCCAAAUCCGGUAGUAGGCUGGUGGUGGAGCCAGGGCAGCGGAGGAGAAGGCCGAGCUCCAUGAGAAGAGGUGGCGAGGGACGAGAUUUCAAGCUCGGGCUUAGCGGCAUUCCGGAGUAGAAGUGGCAACAAGAUGACAAAGAUUACUCCUUGACUCGAUCUUUCACGCAGCUUCGAUGCUCUGUUCGAUCCGUAAAUUUUGAGAGGAGCUACAUUUGCUUUCCGAGUUCUCGUCAUCCACCGAACGCAUCAACUGAA